This is a messenger RNA of Cyphellophora attinorum, 1806 nucleotides long. RefSeq lists its product as uncharacterized. The transcript has a single exon. The record is from RefSeq and is a predicted model, not a curated record. Bases 1 to 1806 code for a protein of 601 amino acids. Lineage: Eukaryota; Fungi; Ascomycota; Eurotiomycetes; Chaetothyriales; Cyphellophoraceae.
AUGAGCCAUCCAAGAACGGCGUUCCGGCAUUCUGCAUUGGAAAGCAACGUUCAUAUCCGACUUCUCAAAGUCUCGCCAGACCUGUGUGAUGGCUUGAUCUCGAUGAGCCUCACGCACGUACUCCUGGAGACAGAGUCGUACAAUUGCUUGUCUUACGUCUGGGGAGAGACGGCGAGCGAUCACGAAGUUCUCAUUAACGGCAACGUCUUCCGUGUCAGACGGAACCUCCACGAUUUCCUCGAGCGCUCUCGUACAUUAUGUCCUCACGAGUAUCUGUGGGUUGAUGCAAUAGCUAUCAAUCAAAGCGACGUCCGUGAGCGAAAUGCACAGGUAGAGCGUAUGGGAGAAAUCUACAAAGAUGCUGGGAAGGUUUUCAUGUGGCUGGGAGUGUCUGCAGGGGUCGAUUCUGUCGUGUCACUCGUACGAGACAUGGCAACUGUGUACAAAUCCGUGAUGACUCUGCGGGCCGCAGCUCUUGACCAGUGGAGCGAUCAUCUUGAGCCAGCCCCCGGGCCUCUUGCACCGUGGAGCAAUUGUUUUUGGGCAGCAUGCAGGCUUCGUCUGAGUCAACUUUACGUGCAGGUGGAUCCUGACAGACACACGCUUGCAGCCAGAUUGAUUUGCAUUUUGAUCAAAGAACAUGUCGUCGCCAGUCCGGAUCGCUUCAAGGAGAGCUUCACUGCUAUAGUCAGUUGCGAAUACAUCUCAAGAGUGUGGGUGUGUCAGGAGGUUGCAUACGCACGAAACCCUUGGCUGGUGACUUCCGGCAGCAGCCUGAGUUUUCUUGACUUCAUGUAUGUCUUCGGGUUCGGGGUUGAUGAUACCAAAGAUUCUCUUGCCGCUCACAACUCCGUGGUCGACGCAGCUGGAAGACUAUUGGCCGGAUGCGAAAUGGGUUCACUGUUUUCCCUUCGGCGCAGCUUGGAGGACAAGACCAAACACAACGAGAAGCUACAGAGUCUAGUGAGCUUUUACGCUUAUCGCGACAGAAAGCUUGGGUGUAAGAUUCCGCGGGAUCGGAUCUACGCAAUUCGUGGCCUCAUAGACCUUGGGACCCGACUAUCUGUGGACUAUCAGACGGAUGAGGUUGCCCUUUUCUGGAAAGCUGCGGAUAACUUCACGAAAAGUUACGGCGACAGUGAUGGCUCUUAUGAGAUACUGUCACUCCUUCACUAUCUUCUAGAGAUAGACGUCUGUCGACUUGGUGCUCAAGCUGGAGUCUAUCUGUUCAAUUUUGGCGGCAACGACCCUGACACGAGAGCCUCAUUAUUCCGGGGGAAUGCAUGGUCCAUCUUUGUCAGUUGCCGGUUGUGGUCUGACAAGCACAGACAACUAAAGUUCGUGCUCAACGAGCAGCAGCAGCAGUAUGAGCUCGACUCAGCCACGACUGGUGUGGGAGCGAUGUCUACUGCGCCAGUACUCAUAUGGCUGGACCGCUACGAAUGGGAUAUUAGGCCUGUCAAGCCGACCGACAGGCUUCUAAUACGUGCAUUAGCUGCCAGCUCGCAAAGCGCUAAUCCUACAGAGAACAGCCUAAACCUAUUGGACGAUGAGCGGUCCGGCCGACUUCUCGCUGCAAAGCUUCCUCGAAAGCUUGUGGCCGAGAUGAUUCAAGAACCCAAAGGCUGGCACAUUCCGCCAGUGGCAAGGCAUGCCAGUGGCAACACUGCUGAUACGUCGUGGAAGAAUUUCGAUGAUGCAGUCGAUGCAGAGUGCAACAACAUCGUAGGAACGCAGCCCAACGCCGAUGAGCGUGAGCUUCUCGACGGACUGAGGUCCAUCGAAUGGAACUACUGGGAUGAAUAG